AACAUGUUGGGCGUCAAAUAUUUAACAGAAGCCCAUUUGAAGGGCUUCGAAAAAUACAAGUACAACAGUAUUGACAAGGGAUACCUGAGCGUUUAUGUUAUGCAUCCGUUUUGGAAUAAAUGUGUAGAGUUUCUUCCCAUGUGGUUAGCUCCGAAUAUUUUAACAUUUGUAGGCUUUCUAAUGACUGUGGUCAAUUUUCUGCUACUCUCCUAUUACGAUUGGGACUUUACGGCAGCAAAUCCCGCAGAAAAUACAGUACCCCGAUGGGUGUGGUCUGUGGCGGCAUUAAAUAUAUUAAUCUAUUACAAUUUAGAUGGCAUGGAUGGUAAACAGGCAAGACGCACCGGUACAAGUGGACCUCUGGGUGAAUUAUUUGACCAUGGUUUGGAUUCCUACUCAGCUGUAUUGAUACCAAUCUAUAUGUUUUCUUUGUUCGGUUCGGAUGAUUUGCCACCGAUACGUAUGUUUUUUGUAAUAUGGAAUGUGUUCUUGAACUUCUACUUAACCCAUGUCGAGAAAUACAAUACGGGUGUAAUGUUUUUACCAUGGGGUUAUGAUUUUACAAUGUGGGGUGUAAGUAUAACUCUGUUUUUGACCACAAUAAUUGGACCAGGCAUUUGGCGUACCCGAACCAUAUUUAAUCUGUCCAUGGCUAAUGUUUUUGAAAUCAUUUUAAUUGGAUCCGGUAUUGUGACGAGUCAUCCAAUCAUUAUUAAAAAUAUUUAUAUGUCGUAUAAAAAUAAGACUGGCAAAAUGAGACCAUUUAUGGAAGCAGUGCGUCCAAUGUUCCCAUUCUUAUGGCUAUUUGUCAUCACCACAAUUUGGGCCUUCUACUCGCGCAAUAAUGUUCUAGAUCUGGAACCUCGAAUUAUGUUCAUUUUAUUUGGAACAUUGUUCUCGAAUAUUGCGUGUCGUUUAAUAGUAGCCCAAAUGUCGGAUACGCGUUGUGAUGGUUUCAACAUCCUCAUGUGGCCCUUGGUAGCCACUGUAGUUGUCAGUUGUUUUCCGUGGUAUAAACAGGUAAUGGGCAGCGAAAUUGAAGCCAAUGUCGAAAGAUGGAUUGUACAGGGUCUAACAAUAUUUGUGACAAUAGCCCAUUUACACUAUGGACAUGGAUUGGUUCGAGAAAUGUGUAAUCAUUUCAAAAUACGCUGCUUUAAAAUUACAAAACCGGCAACCACUGAUGAGGAAAUGCAGCCAACAGCUGAAAUUGUCUAA
This is a messenger RNA of Musca vetustissima, 1218 nucleotides long. Its product is annotated as ethanolaminephosphotransferase 1. The transcript has 9 exons. The record is from RefSeq and is a predicted model, not a curated record. NCBI's taxonomy places the organism in Eukaryota, Metazoa, Arthropoda, Insecta, Diptera, Muscidae. Gene Ontology annotation, cellular component: endoplasmic reticulum membrane; Golgi apparatus. Gene Ontology annotation, molecular function: ethanolaminephosphotransferase activity. Gene Ontology annotation, biological process: phosphatidylethanolamine biosynthetic process. Bases 4 to 1218 code for a protein of 404 amino acids.